AAGUUAGAAUUAGUCUUUUGCACCAACGAUUGUGCUUGUCGUUAGGUGGCUGCAAAGUGUGCAUUAUAUAAACUAUUGGAGAUUUUGAAGCCCUUCCCUCUUGUGUAUUGGAGCAGUGCCGUUCCUGAUUGGAAGUUUGGAAAUAAUAAUGACUUUCAUUUUCUGCUCAGUCAAGUGUUCAGUUUAGAGACAACAGGUCCGGUUACAGUCGCUAGUCUAGCUGUCUGUAUUCAUCAUAAGCUCAAUCUUCAAAAACCGAUAUGUACAGCUGCAUUGGCCUAGCUGUCGUUCUGCUGUUAGGCUGUGGAGUUCUACAGUCUGAUGCAACAGUAGCAGAAGUUUUAGAUGAGAACAAUAAGACAUGCAUCUACGCUGAAAUGAUGGUGAAUUUCACAGUUCAAUAUGAGACCAGCAAUUCAACACCUAGCACUGCAGAAUUUGUCCUGCCAACAAAUGUAACAACAGCAGGAAGCAUCUGUGGCAAUGAGACAGUCGCCCCUUUUUUAAAAAUCAGUUUUGGGAAUGGCCACUACUGGAGCAUUAACUUCACACAUAGCAAUACUUCGUACCAUGGAGAUGUAUUUAUCUUUGGCUAUAAUGUCAGUGACAGCACCAUCUUUCAUAAUGCCUCUCAAAAAGGUGUUAUCAAGGUUGUGGCCAAUGACACAAUGCCACCUGUGCCCAUGGAUCACUACUACAGAUGUAUGAGUGAUGACGUUUUUAAGCAAGGCAAUGUCACCCAGACCUUUUGGAAUGUCAGUAUUCAAGCGUACAUUAAAGAUGGAAAUCGAAGUAAAGAUGCCACUGUGUGUAGUGCUGAUACCCCGACGACUGUAGCUCCAGUGACUAAUAUAACGACUGUAGCUCCGGUGACUAAUAUAACGACUGUAGCUCCAGUGACUAAUAUAACGACUGUAGCUCCCACUGCUACUCCUAAGCCAACUCCAACCCCCAAACCAGAUAAGGAAACAUACAAGGUUUCCAGGGGCAAUGAGACAUGCCUGAUUAUCACCAUGGGACUGCAGCUCAACUACAGCACCACUGCUCAGGCGCCGUGGAAAGUGAAGAACAUUGAACCCAAUGUAACCACUGCGUCGGGAGCCUGUGGGGGCAACACCUCUACCAUAAUACUGAAUGAGAGAGACACCGUUUAUCUUGUUUUCUCCUUCGUUACACGCAGUUCAAAGACAUUCUAUCUUAAAGGAGUGAAUGUAACCACAGUGGUCAAUGGCUCUGCACAACAACUUGGAAUUAACAACAAUCUAAGUUACUGGGAGGCAACCCUGGGCAGCUCCUACAUGUGCAACAAGGACCAGGUGUUCAAGGUUACCGACAAGCUCUACAUCAACACUUAUGAUCUGAGGGUGCAGCCUUUCAACGUGACCAACGGAAAAUAUUCUACAGCCCAUGAGUGCUCACUGGACGACAGCAGCCUUCUGAUUCCAAUCAUUGUUGGCGCUUCCCUGGCAGGCUUGAUUGUCAUUGUUGUGAUUGCUUAUGUGAUUGGUAGAAGAAAGACCUACGUCAGAUAUCAAACCCUUUAAAGUGAUCAAAAUCAUGAAGCAAACUAAUAACCCCAAUGGUUUCAUUCUGCAAUCUCAGAAAAUCACUUUUUUUUUUUUCACUCCAUGGAGCAAGUGCAGGUUCUGUUUUUGUAAUCGACCAGUCUGAGCCAAACUCUCUUCAGACAUUUUCCAAGGCCUGUGAAACAGCUGUCUACCAAAACUACAGGAGUGUCCUGCCACAAGGGAAAUGUGUGCACAUUGCUCUAAUGCUUUGCACAGAUGCUGUUUUUGUCUGAUUUGCAUCAUGGGUAUGCUGUACUAGGAUCCCCAGCUGUUUACCAGUAGCUACUGAGAUGGUAUAUUGGGCAUUAUAAGGGAGAAAACAAUGACUGCUCUCCCAUUCCAAAUCGUGACUGUUCUGGGAUUUAACCAAGAUUAGGACUCAUCAGACAGCUAUCUGGCCAGAUCUUUGAUUUGUAUUAUGGAAAUGUGCAGAACAGUUGAUCAGCUGCAAUCAUUAAAAUGUAUUAAUCUCCUCUUAUGAUCUUAAGCAGAGUGUUAAAUUGUACCCCAAGCUGGCACUUCUGAUCUGCUUUGUGAAGUUUUUUAUUGACUUGAUUUAACCGCUUAUAACCAACAACGUUUUUAACAAUAUGCGAGAUACAUUGAACCUGCACUUGUCUCCUGUAUAGUUAGCCCUUUGUUUUAAUUUCUUUAAUUCAUCCAUGUACAUCUGUAACUCAGCCUUUAUUUUGUAGCAUCCCUACACUUAAAUUUGGAAGUUGUACAUGUGUUUUUUUUUUAUUUUUUUUAUUUUAUUGCACUAUAUACUGUAAUACAAAAACGAUAUAAAGGGUGUCUGCCACUGUAUCCAGGCUGCAAAGAUAUAAUUUAGACAAAAGAAACAGUGAAUUGGCUAUGUCUGGAUUUAGCUUAGCCUCCUGAAUAUGGGAGAGCAGAGUACUGCAGAGGAGGAUACUUGGCUACAAAAGCACUCCUUUGCAAUUGUAGGGCAUUGUUCAUUGUCUUCCUACUGUCAUGUGCACAGUGAAGCUGGCUUAACUUUAAGCUUACCAAAUUCCUAAUGGUGUAUUUUUUAGUGUUAAAAUAUAUGACCAGACUAGAAGUCAUUGUCUUCUUUUGAUGUAACAAUGACAACAAAAAUAGAAUAAAAAUAAUAGAAACCUGUGUAGCCAGUGUUCAGAUCUAGAUUUCCAUGCAGCACUGCAGCUGCACUCCAUAAACAGAGAGAGGUUGCAAUAUUUCUAAAUUGUACAAAGUAACUUGCAUGCCCUAUUUCCCCACUGUUUAAGGAAAUAGAAAACGUACAAGGUCCUUAAUUGCUAGGCAAGGUCGUAACGGUUUUGUUACAGGAGUUGCUGUGUUCACUUUAUUGCAGCCAGCUCUUGGUGAACCUGUUUCAGUACUGUAAGAAUCUUCAAUUAAGCUGUGCAGGGAUCCUUGUGGAUGCUUAUUUUCCGUUCUGUGUUUUAACACUUUAGUAUUUUUACAACUGUAAGAUUUGGAGGGUAAAGUAAAUGUGGCAACUGCUGCUGACUUUCUAUAUCACAGUGCAGAAAUUCUGUCCCUGUUUAAACAGCUGUCAUUUAUCAGCUGUCAUAAGAUACUGCUGUUCUGUUUUGACAUGUAUUGCCCUUUUUGUGAAAGGCUAUAUAAAACAAGAAAGGUUAUACAUGUAUUUGACUGCAUGUCCUCGCAAAUAUCUAAGCUAAGCUAAUCUGUUGCUGUUGCAAUGCAAGUCUAAUCUGUGCUGUGUGUAAAGCCCAUGUUCCUGUGGUAACCGAGCAGAACGGGGAGAGCAGUUGCUUUGCCACUCUUUUCAUCACUUUGUUGAAUACAAGAAAGGCUGCAGCCUUUGAAUACAAAAGUGCUCCUCUUCUCCAGUGCAUACGAAUCUUGAGAGUGGUGGUUGUAAAAGUGUUUGGCAAGUGUUUACUGUUUAUAGGAAAGGCAUAAUACAGUUUUUUGGUUUUUUUUGCUUUGCAUGAGCCUGAACGUUUAAGAAGUGCUGGGGGCCUUAGCUAUCGUUAAUCUUGGUUGUAUUUGUGCUUUUGGAAGUUUGCAUUAUGUGUGCAUUUUAAAGGUGUUCUGAUAUAUUUUCCUCCCCUAAAGAAUUUGACACCUUUUUUUUUGUAUAUGUUGUCCUUAUACAGAUGUUAGAGACUGCUUGAUGGAAUUGUUUAAGGGCUGUUUUGUUUUUUUUAAAGAGUGUUUGAGACAUUAUUGUGAAUUAAACAGUGUUGUUAUUUAGUGAAUAAACUUUGUGAUAUGAAAGGUUGCUUUUUUAAUCAAAAUGGUCUUUUAAAAAAAAAAAACACCUUUAACAAAACAUUCCUUACUUUGUGAUGGGGCCCCAAGAUGUAACUAGGUUGGGCAAUGGCACAAACUUUUCUUCAUAGCUGUAAAUUUUAAAUAAUUUUAAUUAGGAAUUCUGUGCAUUUUAGAUUACUCCCCUACAAUAAUAUUGUUCUGCAUAUUCAUUGUGGCAUUGUAUAAACAGCUUUAUUUUCAGGGGAAAUAGUUUGUAAAACGCCCAAGUGAUUACAUUCUAAAAAUAAACUAUUCUACAUUCUUUAAACUGACAGGUCAGGAUAGGAACGUGUUUGAUGUUGCAUCCACUAGGGGGCACAGCCAAUCAACAGGGUUUUUUAGUAGUUCAGUUUAAUUGCAUUUGUAACAUAUUUAAGAUUCAGAGUCAAUGAGAUGUUUGCUCCUGGUGCAAUGAAAGUACAGAAUGUUUGUCCCGGUCACUUGAAAAGAGAAAAAGGGAAAAAGCAGCCAGUGCUGUAGUUACACUGUAGUGUUUUUUUGGAAGGUUGUUACUGAGGUUUGCUAACGUCACUUUAAUAAAGUGAAUUUCAUUAUUCCCUCCUAAUGUCAUUUUUCAUAUUUCUGCAUCAUUUCUGAGUUUUCAAAUGCCAAAGGUUAGGUCACACAGCUCAAAUUCUAUUCUCAAAAUUGGGCUACUAAAAAAAAGUUUUGCUAGUCUAGGUUAUAAAGAGUUUUAUAUGUCAAGCAUAUUUAGUGGCUUAGUGCUUUUUCAAAUUUUUUGUAAAUGUUUGUUUUUGCAUUACUUUUUAUCCAU
Polyodon spathula (Mississippi paddlefish) is the source of this 4611-nucleotide messenger RNA. RefSeq names its product lysosome-associated membrane glycoprotein 2-like. Bases 261 to 1544 code for a protein of 427 amino acids. The transcript is spliced from 9 exons. The record is from RefSeq and is a predicted model, not a curated record. Gene Ontology annotation, cellular component: membrane. Lineage: Eukaryota; Metazoa; Chordata; Actinopteri; Acipenseriformes; Polyodontidae.